Messenger RNA from Arachis ipaensis, 3954 nucleotides. Its product is annotated as histidine kinase 1. Gene Ontology annotation, biological process: phosphorylation; phosphorelay signal transduction system. The record is from RefSeq and is a predicted model, not a curated record. NCBI's taxonomy places the organism in Eukaryota, Viridiplantae, Streptophyta, Magnoliopsida, Fabales, Fabaceae. Gene Ontology annotation, molecular function: phosphorelay sensor kinase activity.
ACUAAGAGUGGGAAAUGACACAAAGUACAAGCAGCACAUUAUUAAACAGUGAAGAACUUAUCUCUAAUAAUCUUAACAAACACAAACACAAAAACAAGUUGAAGUUUGAAAAUGGAACCUUGAAUUCUUUGAAUCCAAUGUGCUGCUAUCUAUCUAUCUAGCUACUUUAUAAACUCAUCUUCUUAAAGUAGUUCCACAUAUGCUCACAAGGAUCAAGAUCAACAACAACAAUGGCUACUACCAAGUUCAGACAUGUCUUUGGUAGAUUAUGGGGUUUUGCUACUUCUUGUAAGAAAAAUAGUAGCACCCCAAUUGGCUCAAGAAUUCUCCAAAGGGAUGUGGAAAAGGAAGAAUUUCAGUAUGCUAGUACUCUGUGCCUAUCAAAAUACUAUAGUGUCUUUGUGGUUCGUCUUGCAAUCAUGGUUAUGCUAGCUAUCUUGAUUGGUCUUCUUACUAUACUAACAUGGCAUUUCACAAAGAUUUAUACAACAAAAUCUCUUAAUAGCUUAGCCUAUGACUUGCGUUAUGAGCUUCUACAACGCCCAAUCUUGAGGAUGUGGAACAUUUUGAAUUCUACUUCUGAAAUUACAAUGGCUCAGGUCAAGCUUUCUCAGUAUGUGAUUAGAAGCCAUGGCAAUCUUACCACUCAAGAAAACCAAGUUGAGAUGUAUGAAGCAAUGAGAGCAGUAACAUGGGCACUUUUUGCUAGUAGAAAAGCUCUUAACUCAAUCACUGUCAAAUACAAUAAUGGUUUUGUUCAAGCAUUCCAUAGAGACCUUAAAGAUAACAACACAUUCUAUAUUUACUCUGAUCUUGCAAAUUAUUCCAUUGGUGCAAGUGCAAGUAGCUCUAACAGUGACAUUAAUUAUUCAUCACUUUCUUCUCAAGAAUCUUGGAAUGAUCAUGAUAACAAGUCUGCUGUAUGGUAUCGCCAGCCAUUGGAUCCUGUCACCGGCGAAAAGAUUGGAAAAGCAAUGCAGAUUGCCCCAGAAGACUCAAUCCACAUAGCAGGCCUAUCCCAAGUCCCUGAUGGGGUGGCUUCAUGGCGUGUCGUCGUGAGCAAGUUCACAGAUUCGCCUUUGCUUUCGGCUGCAUUGCCUGUUUGGGAUCCUUCUAACAAGAGUAUUGUGGCUGUGGUGGGAGUAACAACUGCACUUUAUAGUGUAGGACAGUUAAUGAAGGAGCUUGUUGAGUUGCAUAGUGGACAUAUGUAUUUAACUUCUCUAGAAGGUUACUUGCUUGCAACUUCCACUGAUGCACCUCUUCUUACAAAUUCAACAAAGCCUCCUAAGCUUAAGAUGGCUGUAGAUUGUGAAGAUGAAGUGAUAAGGCUUGGAGCUGAGUAUUUGAAGAAAAGUUCUGGUAACAAAUUCCCUCCUAGCCAUGAGGUUCAUGUCGCGAAUGUCAGGCUAGGCCACGACAGAUAUUACAUCGAUUCGUUCUUCCUAAACUUGAAGAGACUUCCUAUGGUUGGUGUAAUAAUCAUUCCAAGAAAGCAUAUAUUAGGCCAGGAAGAUAAAAGAGCCUUCAAGACUUUGGUUAUUCUGAUAUCUGCAUCAAUGUGUAUUAUAGUCAUUGGAUGGGUUUGCAUUUUGAUUUUGACAAAUGGAGUCUCAAAAGAAAUGAAACUAAGAGCAGAACUUAUUAGUCAGCUUGAAGCUAGAAGAAAGGCAGAGGCAUCAAGCAACUAUAAGAGCCAAUUUCUUGCAAACAUGAGCCAUGAAUUGAGGACACCUAUGGCUGCAAUAAUUGGCCUACUCGACAUUCUUAUGUCCGACGACUGUCUAACCAACGAGCAGUGUGCAACGGUUACUCAGAUAAGAAAAUGCUCGACUGCGCUGCUCCGGCUUCUUAAUAACAUCUUGGAUCUCAGCAAGGUGGAAUCAGGAAAGCUAGUUCUAGAAGAUGCUGAAUUCGACUUGGGAAGGGAACUUGAAGGACUAGUGGAUAUGUUUUCAGUGCAAUGCAUGAAUCACAGUGUAGAGACUGUCUUAGACCUAUCUGAUGAUAUGCCGAAGCUAGUUCGCGGCGACUCUGCUAGAGUAGUCCAAAUUUUUGCAAAUUUGAUCAACAACUCAAUUAAAUUUACUCCUUCUGGUCACAUUAUUCUGAGAGGAUGGUUUGAGAAUCCAAAUCCAUGUAGUGAUAAUGCAAAUUAUCUUAUGGAAGAGAAGAAUUUACAAUGUGCACAAAAGACUAGAGCAAGGCAACAUGAGAACCAUGCAAAGAGGACUUCUAAGAGGGAUAACAAAGCAAUCCUAUGGUUUGAAGUUGAUGACACCGGCUGUGGUAUUGAUCCAAGUAAAUGGGAUUCUGUGUUUGAAAGCUUUGAGCAAGCAGAUCCCUCAACUACUAGACUGCAUGGAGGUACUGGCCUUGGUCUUUGCAUUGUCAGAAGCUUGGUUAAUAAGAUGGGUGGAGAAAUCAAAGUUGUCAAAAAGGAAGGUCCCGGAACACUGAUGAGAUUAUACCUGCGCCUCGAUACGGCCGGGGAUGACACAGAACAACAUUGUUUGGUAGAUAUUGCAAACAAUGGCUUAGUGGUAUUGCUUGCACUGCACGGCAACAUGGGAAGAUCAAUCACAUCUAAGUGGCUGCAGAAAAAUGGGGUGUUCACAAUGGAAGCAUCUGAAUGGAAUGGAUUAACACAAAUUCUAAGGGAACUCUUUUGAUUUACACUAUCCAAUACAUGAGAGUUUGAAGUCCAAGUUACUUAGCAUACAAGAAAUCAAGAAUCCAGUUUUUGUCAUCGCAGUCGACAUAGGACUACUCGAUUUGAGCACAGAUAUAUGGAAGGAGCAGCUUAACUUUCUUCACAGAUAUGUGGGGAGGGCGAAAUUUAUAUGGGUUCUAAACCAUGACACCUCUAACACCAUUAAAAUGGAGCUUAGAAGAAAAGGAUAUAUGAUGACAGUUAACAAACCACUUUACAAAGCAAAAAUUGUUCACAUUUUGGAGGAAGUUGUAAAAGAGAGAAAUCAUGAGAUGCAAAAGAAGAACAUGGAUGAGCUUCAUGAGAGUGAUUAUACUCAUUGUGAUGCUGCUAGCUCGGACGAUUCGGACAUAUCCGAAUCAGGUCCUUGUAAUCCUGUUAGUAGUACUAAUCAUGAAAAAAAAAGUGAGAAGGUUGAGCAGUUUCAUAGAUUAUCACUGUAUAGGAUUAACAACUGCUUAAUAGGAUUAACAGAUGAACAUUCAGAAGCUAAUAAUACUCCAAAGAAGGAAGAGUUAUGUCAAAAUAACCAAAACUCUCCAAAAUCAUUGUCUCCAGAACAAGACUAUUUUCCAAGAGAAGCUCAUCAAGGUGAAGAUUCUGAGAGCAGAGGCAAAGAAGAGCAUAGGAUCAUCGGCGGCUCGGCUAGGCCGGUAAAUGGAAAGAAAUCUCUUGAAGGGUUAAGGAUAUUGCUUGCAGAAGACACACCUGUGAUUCAAAGAGUUGCAACCAUAAUGCUUGAGAAGAUGGGAGCAAGUGUUGUAGCAGUUGGUGAUGGACAAGCAGCAGUGGAUGCUUUGAAUGGCUUGCUUGGUGUUGAAGAUUUUAGAAGAGACUCAAACUUGAAUGAAAGGAACACAAGAUCAUCAUCUUCUCAAACUGAAAUUCUCAGUUUCCCUUCAUAUGACUUGGUCCUAAUGGAUUGUCAGAUGCCAAAGAUGGAUGGAUAUGAAGCAACAAAAGCAAUAAGAAAAUCAGAAGUGGGAAGUGGAGUUCACAUUCCAAUAGUUGCUCUCACUGCUCAUGCAAUGUCAUGUGAUGAAGCCAAAUGCUUAGAAGUUGGAAUGGAUGCUUAUUUAACCAAACCAAUUGACUUCAAAUUGAUGGAAUCCACUAUUCUUUCUCUCACAAGAAGAACAAUAUCCUAACUUAUAGAUUUAGUCUCUUCUUUUUAGACAUCAUAGGCAAGUACAAAAAGAAUAAUAUAUAUGUAUUCAAGUUUACUACAUAUAUAUAUUAAC